Molecule: messenger RNA, 2384 nt
Organism: Megalopta genalis
Lineage: Eukaryota; Metazoa; Arthropoda; Insecta; Hymenoptera; Halictidae
Gene: mTerf5
Product: mitochondrial transcription termination factor 5
Biological process (GO): regulation of DNA-templated transcription; termination of mitochondrial transcription
Cellular component (GO): mitochondrial matrix
Molecular function (GO): double-stranded DNA binding
Source: RefSeq, a predicted model, not a curated record
UUUAAUUCUUCACAAUAAUUAAUUAUAUAGUAUGUAAUACUAAAUGUUCUAUAAUCAAAUAUUUCGAGAACUAACUGCGACUUUUGAUUUGUCCGUUGAGUAAAGCGAUCCUCCUACCUGUUAUCUUUCUAUUAUCAUAGCAAAAUGAAACUUCUGUAUACUAUUUCUUUUUAAGAGAAUUUGUCUACAGUUUACACACGUAUAGCUUUAUGAUGUUGAAUGCGAAUGGUGUUUCCGUUUUAAAAUAGAGUCGAUGCAUGCAAUGUUAUUUAUCGUGCUAUUAGGGGGACCGGAAAGUUAUGUCGUUUGUUUACAUUAAAUUCAAGUAACAAGGUUUAUAGUGGUGUUCAUGACGUUCAUGAAGAUUCUACUAUAACAUUUGUACAUUAAGUUAGGUUAGAGCAUUCUGUGACUGUGGGUUCAUGGGUUGUGUAUAUAAUUCGGUUUUUGCGUUUUAUGUAGUAUCAAUCUGUUAUACUGCAAAGUAUGAUUGAUUCUACGAGUCUACCGUGUAAUUCAUCGUUUGGUUAUAGGAUCAUUUAUUAAUAAUGUUUGCAUACAAAAAUACAUGUAUAAGGUUUUGAAAAAAAUAUAACCUUCAUUUAAAUAUUUUCUUUGAUUUUCUUGCGCUGAUUUGUGCCCGAUGAGUGAAUUGUUGUAAAAAGAAGAUGUAUAAACUGUUUAUUUGUAAAACAUUCGUUGAAACAUGCUACAAACAGUCAUUGUUUUAUUCAACAAAAUGUAAUAUUCGUGAAAUAUUGACUACUCAGUUGGGUUUAGACCAUAACACCAUGGAGAAUAUUCUUCGAGAUAAAAACUAUAAUUUCGAUACAUUAUCGGAACAGAAUAUUACUAAAAAUUGUAAAAUUCUUAAGGAUCUAGCAGUGGAAAUGCAGAAUACCAAUUUCUUAAUAGAUUGCUUAAAACUCGAGCCUAGAAUCUUAACUAAUAGAAUCCUACUACUUGAAGAAAUUGGUGUUACAACUGUAUCUUUGGAUCAUAUUUAUGGGUUUUCAUCAUCAAUGCGUAAAACAUUAAAAUCAUUUAAACAACGAUACAACAUGCCACCAGAAACUGAUAUAGUAAAAAACAUGCUCAACAGUGUUGGAAAGUCUCCAUUAUCGUCAAAUGCAUUAAAAUUGCAAGGGCGUGCCAAAACAGCAGAUUAUUACAUACUAACUAUGACAUAUUACAAAACAUUUUACCUCAAAGUAUACAACAAACCUCUUCUCAGUAGUGCUGUAUUCAAGUACCAAAGCUUCAGACAACUUACUGGGUUGGUGGACAUUCUUAAAACCAAAUUUCAAAUUGAUAAGGACUUUCUAGAUAGGCAUCCUUUCUUAUUAACCUUGCAUCUAGAUGAUGUAAAUCAUUUUUUGAAUGAAUUUGAGGAUAUAAAAAUUCAUGGAGCAAGCAUGGUUGAUCUAGUCAAAAAGUUUCCACGUCUUUUGCAAUACGAUAUAUCUAAUAUUAAGGCACUCAGAGCUCUUUUUGAAGAAUUAAAUGUACAGGAACAUGCAGUGUAUUCUAAUUUACAGAUUCUAGGCAUGGAAAAAGAUUCAUUUGUGAAAAGGUACAAAACAAUUGCAAAUCAUCCUGAACUUAGUGUGUGGUUGAAUUAUUCGAAGAUAUUCCAUUUAAUUAUUGCAUAUAAGUCUACUAAGGAGAAAAUUGAUAUUCUCGAAAGCACGAACCGUAUGAAUUCGGUUUCUUUUUAUGCAAUCUAUUCUUCAAGAAAGAUUUUUUAUAGAUCUAUCGAGCCAUUGACACAUCCUCGGGUGGCUAGAAAGAAAUAUUUGCAAUUCUUAUUGAAUGAAGCAUUUGGAAAGGAUGCAAUGCAAUGUGUCUCUUCUAUAACGAGACAUCCUCAUUGGAAAAACAUACCAUUUAGUGUUAUGUACAAAAUGAUAAUUUACUUAAAAGAAAAUUACACGCUGGAAGACAUACUGCCUAAUAUUCAUCUCAUACUCUAUCCAUUGUCCACAGUUAAGAAGAUGAUUGAAACAGUCGACAAGGAAUAUAGUUUACGAAAUAAACUGGACUACACAAAUAGUCAACGCCUAGCAUUAUGUUUGUACAUGUUAGAGAAAUCUUAUCAUUUCAGUGGCGAUGCCGUUUGGAAAACAUUGUAUCCUGAGGAGAGCUCGAACAAAACCAAUCUUGAAAAUCUUGAAACCAAUCUUGAAAAUUCAGAGGAAUGUUCAUAUAAUGUUAAUACGAUUGAUAAAGGAUUCAACCCAUAUAUGAAAAAGCUUUGAUUAUUAUAAUGGUAGAAAACAUGCGAUAUUCUCAGAAAUUUUGUUUACAUCUUAUCAAUUUUUGUUGGUUUAUUCAAAAUCAUGUUCGUACACAAAUGAAAUAUUAAUGUAGCAGAUUUCUCGUGA